GGAUUGUUUAAUUACGAACCGGUCUGUCUAUCUUCAAGCAAUUGCCUAGACUGCUUGGACGAUGCUUAAUUAGCCGUGCCAAGACUUGUGGCUCAAGCUCGCGCCUCUCUCUCUCCCGUGAAGUCCCCUUUACACGUACAGUAUGCAUCGUGUAACCACAAUCCUCCACACCAAAAGGACACCUGCAACGUCUCAACGAUUGAAAUUCUCGCAAACUGAAAUUGUCAUCGACCUAUCACAUCCUCUCUCUACCAUAUCUCUUCUCAUCCCGUCCAUCGGCGAUGUUCCGAAAAGAGCUGGACAGCCGUGCAAGGAGAGGACUGGACGAGGUGGCGGGUUGUCGAUUAACACCACGAAUCUCAUUGGUCGGUCCUUAUCAAGCCUCGCUCUGGAGUCCUACGCUGACCGUCUAGAAGCGAUUGUCAUCGGCUGCCUCCGCGUUCUUGACUCGCUACCAUGCUUCAGAUCACCCAUGUGGGCUUGAAUAGGGUCGCAUCAACAUGGGGUCCCUCUCGUUUGGCGUAUCUUGCUCGAGACCCAGG
Messenger RNA from Exophiala oligosperma, 542 nucleotides. RefSeq lists its product as uncharacterized. The coding region runs from base 143 to 484 and encodes 113 amino acids. The transcript has a single exon. The record is from RefSeq and is a predicted model, not a curated record. Lineage: Eukaryota; Fungi; Ascomycota; Eurotiomycetes; Chaetothyriales; Herpotrichiellaceae.